GCAUGAUAGCUUGCAAACGGAUCAAGCUCCAUCAAAAAUAAUUAUAUUUCUGGUAUUUUAUUUCUGGUAUUUCUGGCAAAGAACGCUAUCAAUUGACCACCCCAGCCAUACAAGAUCACACCUCCCGAUAUGCCAAUUACGAUAUUACAACCGGCCGCAGCGCCAGCAUAUGGCCAUGGAGAUGACACAUACGACUCAGACUCAGAUUCGGACGGCGGGGUCGACCUGCAAGGCGACAUAUCUAUGACACGCCCAGCGAAGCGAGCUCGAAGGACAGCCGGCUACUCGAUCGUGACGCCCGGCGAAGUGAUCACAGAGGAUCCGCAAUGGAUGCGAGGCCAUGGCACUUACACCACAACCGACCCCCCCGCCAUCGUAUCCUCCGUAGCUGGGACCCUCGCCAAGACCAACAAGCUACUUUCAGUGCGACCUCUACGCGCGCGAUAUACCCCCGAGAUCGGUGACCUAGUCGUCGGACGCAUCGUCGAGGUCCAGGCGAAGCGGUGGCGCGUCGAUGUCGGCGCCUCGCUCCUCGCGCAGCUGCCGCUUAGCGCCGUGAAUCUGCCCGGCGGCAUCCAGCGCCGCCGCACCGAGACCGAUGAGCUGCAAAUCCGCACCUUCUUCUCUGAGGGUGACCUCCUGGUCGCCGAAGUCCAACAGCUGUACGGCGAUGGCGGCGCCGUCCUGCACACCCGCUCAUUGCGCUUUGGCAAGCUGCGCAAUGGCGUCUUCAUGGCCGUCACGGGCACAGGUGGCGGCGGCGGCGUCGUCCGUUCCAAGAGACAGACCUUCAUCUUGGACAUAGGCCGUGCCGUUGGCGGCGGUGGCGCAGCGGCCGACGACGCCGAGAAGGUGGACGUCGUGUUGGGCGUCAACGGGUACAUCUGGAUCAGUCGGCACAUGGAGGGCGAGGGGGCAGCGACGGAGUCGUCGGGGCCGGGCAUCACGCGCAUCGAGGAGAACGUGGGGCUCAACGUGUACUCGAGCCAGAACGACACGAUACCCCCGGGCACCAUGCGCGAGAUCGCCCGCGUCCGCGGCGUCAUCCAGGCCCUCAUCGAGCACGGCCUGCGCGUCGACGAGGAGAUGGUGGUCACUGGGUAUCACGAGGCUGUUGAGAUAGCGAGGGCUGACGGUGAUGGAGACGACACGCUGUAUUUGGGAGGAGAGAGGGGCAAGAGGCUGGCUGAGACGCUUACGGGGCGGUAGGGACGAUCCCGGGGUAGUGAUUUGGCUACGAGGAUGAAGAGGGUUAGGAUUUGAGUCUAUCUGAAUAGGUACCCACCUAGGCUCUGUUAAAAGAUACCUACUACGCAACAUUGCCAUCGAAAGGGCUAGGACCCCUAAAUCAGCUAGUUUCAUAAAAAAGAAAAAUGAAAAUGAGAGAUGAGAUACCACCACUUCUAUACUUCACUCGUUGAUCACCUAUCUCCAGUAUCUCGAUCUGGAUAUAUGUUUGGGGUCUUGCACAUACAAUACACUCCAUGGCCAACCACCUAGGUAGACCGUUUACUCAUUCUAGACUACACGACUCCCUUACAUAAUCCACACAUCAUUAUUUUCUCUAAAGUCAGUCACCUUCCCUUGCUACUUACCUACGCAGCUACAUAGGCACUGAUUUCUAUUUCUUUGCUGCUUUGGCUCUGAAUAUGUUCAAGCCAACUAGACCCCGCAGAAACAACCUACUAUCUACAGCACACACA
Molecule: messenger RNA, 1703 nt
Organism: Hypoxylon fragiforme
Lineage: Eukaryota; Fungi; Ascomycota; Sordariomycetes; Xylariales; Hypoxylaceae
Exons: 3
Coding region: 130-1209 (359 amino acids)
Biological process (GO): poly(A)-dependent snoRNA 3'-end processing; CUT catabolic process; U4 snRNA 3'-end processing
Cellular component (GO): nuclear exosome (RNase complex); cytoplasmic exosome (RNase complex)
Molecular function (GO): RNA binding
Source: RefSeq, a predicted model, not a curated record